This is a messenger RNA of Amphimedon queenslandica, 598 nucleotides long. RefSeq names its product ubiquitin-like protein FUBI. The record is from RefSeq and is a predicted model, not a curated record. The coding region runs from base 102 to 503 and encodes 133 amino acids. Gene Ontology annotation, biological process: translation. Gene Ontology annotation, cellular component: ribosome; cytosolic small ribosomal subunit. The transcript is spliced from 4 exons. Gene Ontology annotation, molecular function: protein binding; structural constituent of ribosome. NCBI's taxonomy places the organism in Eukaryota, Metazoa, Porifera, Demospongiae, Haplosclerida, Niphatidae.
ACUAGGCAUGCGCAAUAGUGUCUUUCUUUCAUCCACGUGGUGCAAUAACAACUCUUAUAAGACAAGGGGACAGAGAAACAGGCACUUUUAGACGCUCUAAGAUGCAAAUCUUUAUCCAAGGACAGCAGGUCCACACUGUGACUGACACAGAAUGUCAAACUGUUCAAGAACUCAAACUUUUACUGUCUGAGGUGGAGGGUAUCCCAGUCGAGGAUCAGAUUGUUUCCUUUGGAGGUGUUCCUCUUGACGAUGAGUUGUGUCUCUUUGAGACGAUUCCUUCCCUUGCUACUCUGUCUCUUACCGCUAGGAUGGUUGGAGGUAAGGUUCAUGGUUCCCUAGCUCGGGCUGGUAAAGUUCGUGGUCAGACUCCAAAGGUUGAAGCUCAAGAGAAGAAGAAGAAGAAGACAGGACGGGCCAAGAGGAGGAUGCAGUACAACAGACGCUUUGUUAAUGUCGUUGCUUCGUUUGGACGAAAGAAAGGACCAAAUUCGAAUGCACCUUGAGCCGUUUGAAAACUUUGAAAAUGAUUGAGAAAGAAGUCAUUUAUAUGUCAGCAUUAAUUUUGUUUUGAUUAUAUUAUUGCCUUUGAAAAAUAAAA